Messenger RNA from Boleophthalmus pectinirostris (great blue-spotted mudskipper), 7707 nucleotides. It is a transcript of the gene marchf8, whose product is annotated as membrane-associated ring finger (C3HC4) 8. Gene Ontology annotation, molecular function: ubiquitin protein ligase activity; MHC protein binding; zinc ion binding. The coding region runs from base 383 to 2068 and encodes 561 amino acids. The record is from RefSeq and is a predicted model, not a curated record. The transcript has 8 exons. Gene Ontology annotation, cellular component: lysosome; early endosome membrane; late endosome membrane. NCBI's taxonomy places the organism in Eukaryota, Metazoa, Chordata, Actinopteri, Gobiiformes, Gobiidae. Gene Ontology annotation, biological process: protein polyubiquitination; antigen processing and presentation of peptide antigen via MHC class II; immune response.
CGGCUCCUCCAAAGCGAACUCAACCUCUAUCGUCAUUCGUUGCCUGACAGUCAGCAGCGGCGGAUCGGAGCAGGCAUCGCUGGCUCUCCCACCUCUCCCUCCUCUCCUCCACUCGUGAACUCGGGACUAAACUGGGAUGCUUUUUACGCACACUUAACGUCGCCUUUUUACGUGUCUGCACCAAAUAAGGAAGCACCCCAGAAUUGCUCUACGCGUGGACGAAAUUGGAUUUAAUUUGGAGACUAUUUGGAUCAAGCAGAGACAACACAUCGCGGAAAUAAAGGGUGUAGCGGACACGUCGCGUUGGUCCGGCCCAUCAUGCCCGUUGUCUUGACGACAGACAGGAAGUGAACGCGUGAAGCUGCUGGGGCCACCUGCUGGGAUGAACAUGCCACUGCACCAGAUCUCGGUCAUUCCCCGAGAGGUCUCCAUGUCCAGGGUCACAGGCAGCAGCAAGGCCAAAGACAAAGACAAGCAGAAUGAAAAGCAGCUGGGUCACUCGGCGAGCAGGUCCAGCAAUAUCUCAAAGGCGGGGAGCCCAACUUCAGUGAACGCUCCGUGCAGCUUCUCGAGAACGUCUGUGUCACCAUCCAGUCAGGACAUCUGCAGCAGUGAGGAUAGCCAGGAUGUCCCCAAGCAGACAGCUGUAGUUCUCGUAAACGGAAAAUCUCACGAACCAGGAUCUACCGCGACCAUGUGCGUAGACAUUCCGAACAAUAAAGCAUCAAAACACCACGACUGGCUUUCCUUACUCCGACCAUCCGCCGUGAACAUCCGACCUCAGAGCUCCCUUCGGUUUUCCAUGUCUCUGAACGAUGUCGGACAACGCGUGGACAGCCUUUGCCGAGGACUGAACUUCAUCGACCGAACCUACUCCGACGGACAACUUGAAGCUAAAUCCGACCCAUCACCAGCCAGCGAAAAAGUCCAAAACGGAAAACUACCGACUGGAAAUCCAAACGCAUCCUUCUUAGUCCCGUCUCUCACUAACAAUUACAAAUACAUGCUCGCUGUACCUCAGCCUAGCGCUUUACCCGUCGCCCAAAACCCAACGCCCACCCUUCACCCUAAUCUUUCCUCAAACUCCUCCAACUUCCUUCGCCGAUUCCUUCCCUUUUCACGAUCCUGUACCUCGGCGAGUCUCCAGUGUUCUGAACUCGGAAGCUACACGUCUCAUCUCCACAUCGCCAAAUCGUCCAGCACUCUCCUCGAAAGCAACGAACCCAGCUUAGUCCACGACGACGUCUCCGGGGACGACGACGUGUUCGAGGAAGACCGGAAAGUUCAGAAACCGAAGCAGCUGGAAGUACCGAAAGCAGCAUCGGGCAACGUCAGCGCUCCGAUGUGCUACAUGGAUGAAGACGCGGAUUUGGACGGGUGCCCUACGCCCUUGUCCGAAAAAGCAGAGCCUCUUUCGCCGUUCUCUCUCUCGGGGGACUGCUGCAGGAUCUGUCACUGUGAGGGUGAUGAUGAGAGCCCUCUGAUCACACCGUGCCACUGUACGGGCAGCCUGCGCUUCGUGCACCAGGGCUGUCUGCAGCAGUGGAUCAAGAGCUCAGACACACGCUGCUGUGAACUCUGCAAGUACGAGUUCAUCAUGGAGACAAAGCUCAAGCCGCUACGCAAGUGGGAGAAGCUUCAGAUGACGGCGAGUGAGAGGAGGAAGAUUAUGUGCUCGGUCACUUUCCACGUCAUCGCCAUCACCUGCGUCGUGUGGUCUCUGUACGUGCUCAUAGACCGGACCGCCGAGGAGAUUAAACAAGGGAUCCUGGAGUGGCCGUUCUGGACCAAGCUCGUGGUGGUGGCCAUCGGCUUCACUGGGGGACUGGUCUUCAUGUACGUCCAGUGCAAGGUCUACAUCCAUCUAUGGAGAAGACUCAAAGCGUACAACCGGGUCAUAUACGUUCAGAACAGACCAGACUCGUGUAAAAAACUAGCCUUGGACAAACCUAUCCUAAUGGAACCCAACCUGGAGAACAAAGAGACGCUGGCCCCAACCCAAUCGGACACAAACUCCUCCCAGUACACGGAGACGGAGGAGUACUGCAUGGAAGUGGUCAACGUCUGACGGACACCUUGGGGAAAAUACAUUUGAAGGAUCGAAGUAAAGUAGUCCGUGAUUAAAACAAGCAGACUUUUUUUUUGGACCAUUUUAAAACUUUCAAAAUGGACGCUUCUAACGAUUUGAUCUCAAGAGCCAAAAGACUCCGUUGAGGUCCAAAAACGUAAAUGUGUUGUCAGUGGCGGUUGAUGGCGUGUACGUAGGUUUGAUUUUUUUGAGAUUUCCAAGCCAGUUUUUCCUGUUGAUAGUGAAUAAAACGGAGACCAGGAGAAAACCGAGCAAACGCCAACCUUGGAUUUGUAAGGGUGUUGCUUUUUAGCGUCGAAGCACUUUUGUUUUUAUUAUUUUGACCUGAAAUGACACAUUUCAUUUCAAUUGACUUUUUGGUGGGACAUCGUAUGAACAUCGAACGGAUGACAAAAACGGAUGAUGGAAAAAGGAAUUAUGGAUCAAAAAAGGAAUAUUUCAAUUGCAGAGUGUUGGACGCAACGUGGAAUUCAGCAUAAUUCAGCGUAAUCGUGAUUCCAGCGUCAUACUGAGCAGGCGAAUGUAAACUUUUCGACAAAAAAAAUUGUAAAAAAAAAACAAAAAACAAACAAACGAGCAACUUUUUGUACGGUAAACACAAGACAAGAAAGUACAAUAUUAUUACUGGAGUCUUGGGGGGGGUUCGUGAAUGCUACAAUGUGAUAAUCCACGUGCAGUUUUGAGAUGCCUUCAGAAAUCUACUGCCGAUUUUUAAAGUGCCCAUAUUACGCUAUUUUCUGAUCGAUGUUAUAAUGUUCUUUCGUCGUCACAAACAAACCUGGGGUCGUGUUUUGUUUCGUUCACACAAACCCUCCGCAUUGGUGGUGAGUUCUUCUCUCAAACGAAAACGAAAAAUACAAGAAGCACUCCAUUUCUGCUCUGGAAUUGAUGAUCUCAGCUGAAAUAAAGGUAGAUACUAACUAGAAAACUACAGCUUCAUGACAUCAGAAGGUGGAACAGAGCAUUUUGAACUUCGGAGAUGUAGACAAACUAAAAAUGCAGGUAUGAAUGAAAUAAAACACAACUCCAGGUAUGUUUUUGAGGUAACAAUAUUCUAACAACAACAAUUUUGUGUAAUAUAGGAGCUUUAAAUCUGUACAACGCCUUUUUGUUUUCUGGCGUUUGAUCCCUGGAAAAGCAGAAAGCCCAAAUGAGGUCUUUGAUGUUGGCUCUUCUCGACUAUGGUUUUCGCACAGUUCAGAAGUCGAUACGUUUUCAGACAGCAGCGAUGUUCAGACACGAUGUUAACAGCUUCGCGAAUGUGAGGGCUGGUGGUGAAUAGAGAGAGAGACUAUCACAUCUGCCUAUGUGGCCUGCAAAAUGGAUGCUUCAACUUGACUUUGGCUGUGUUCAAAAUCAGACACUGUAGUAUUCCACAUAUAAGCACUCAAAAUAGUUGUUGUUUUCUGUUUUUUAUUAAGUUACUUUCUUGUAGAGGGCGCACCAGUUGCUUGUUUCCAUGAAGAUGUGAUUGCUUUGACUGCAGUGUUCCAAACUAUGGCAUUAAACUUCUCAAACUACAAAGAAAGAAGCAGGAGACGCCACCAGACCAGUUUACAGGUGAGAUCUGUGAAGAGGCGGCUCUACUCAAUAUAGUGCCACGGGAUUUACAGAAAAUGAAUAACAAAAGAAAAAAAAAAAAAACACCAAAAAAAUUAUUAGACUGUAACCAGACUUAGGCCCCGUCCGCACUAGUGCGUAUUCGAGUCGUUUUCGUUGCGGAUGCAGUGUUCGUCCACACUAAUCCGACUGAAAACUGCUCCAGAGACGGAACGAUCUGGUGCCGCCAGCUCCCACGAAUUCAUUUGAGUAUGGAUCUGGUUCGGCACAGUGUGGACGCCUGAAAACGCUGGUACGCUGAUGUAGGUCUAUGCGCCGUGACGUAAUUCACGACCAAAACGCUAAGAGGCUAGAAUAUAUGUCCAUACAGUCUGUGCGUACGACCUGCAGACGUAUAAUCUCUGAAAAGUUUCACAUGAACCAUCUCCAACGCGAUAGAAGCACAGAACAGACUCACCAUCAGCAGAACACCCCUCUGUCACAGAAUGAACACUCAUAAUCCACUGAGUCUUGUCAUUUAUUCUGACAGAAACUGAAUCGCAUCAGCGCACAAUAGCGAGCUGUUUUUUGAGCGCUUAGUUCAUGCAAAUUAGCCAUGCGGUUUUAAAGUUUCAUUUCUGUAAAACGUAAACAAAUAUGCUCAAAGCUGUGUGGAUAGGGAAGGCUUGUGGACACAGAAACGAUGUGUCUGGACGCAGAUCGUUUCCGAUACGGUGAUACAGUGAUUCGUUUCAGUGUAAACGUAACCUUAAGGAAGUGCAGGAUUCUAUGGCUAUACUGUGGAACAUUCCAGACAAGCAUAACAUCACCAUGGAGACAAGUAUUGCAUAGCGGACACUCCACUCCACGAAAAAAGUUACAGAGUACACCUUUAAAGCAACCUUUUAGUUUAAAAUUCAUUCAAAUACCAGACACCAGGUCUUGUUUGUGAAUUCUAGAAGUAAUUUGACCUUUUCAGUAGAACGUGGAUGUACUUUUACUUUUUCAGUCAUCAGUCAAACUUUAUUUAUAGAGCAAAACAACACAACACAAAGCGCUUAUUAUAAUUUUUUUACUAUUUCUUUCUUCACUUUGCACUUUAAGGUAUUUUAUUGUAUAUGCAAUGUGUAGUAUUCUUGCCUAUUGUAACAAAAUCUGCUUUUCCCUAGCAACCACCAACAAAUAAUCUCAUUGGCUGGCAAAAAAUAUAUUAAUUUCAACAGUUUGACCCUGAAAAUUGUGUUCAAACCAUAGACUGUAGCCUAUAUAAUAUAUAAAUGGACAUAGUAAACCUGCUUGCUGCUGCGUUCCAAAUAGGAAGUGAACACUGGAGUGCUUCUGGCUCCAUCGACUUUGGCUCCAGUUCACUUUGUAUUGAAAAAACGUAACCGCUUUCUAUGUAACUGCUGCUGUCAGACUCCUAAUUUUGGUCUUAAAAAGUUCGUCUUAACCCGCUCUGUGUGAUCCUAGUGUUUUUAUUUCGCGAUUUUGUUUGUCAAUCAAUUUGACUCAGUUCAAUUUUCCUUCUAAUAAUUCUGAACAGAAUCUUGUAUUUUGUACAGAAGUGUUUUGGUUUUAUUUUAGUGAGAAACAAUUGUAAAUAUUAGAAAAUGAAUGAUUGUAAAAUGUUUAGUUUUAGUUUAAUAUUUUUCCUGGUUUAAUUUAACUUUCGAGAGACAAUUUCAAACUCCGGCUCUUUGUCGUUCCUUCGUCUUUCCUUGUUUAACUCUAAACCACUUUCUUAUUUUAGUCUUGUCCAAAGAUUUACCGUUUUUAUGAACUCUAAAAUUCAACAUCACACUCCCUUAGUUCAGUUCUCUAUACUAUAAUUUAUGGUUCGAACAAAUAAAGCUACAUUUUGUGUUUAAAUUAAAAUCACAAAUACCACUUAUCUUUUUGCACAGAGAAUAAUUAUGAAUGCAUUUUUGAACACAGCCUUGGUUUGCAGCGUCCAUCUUUAGAAGCACAUGUGACAAUGGUACAAAUAGUACUGAGCACACGUUCACCCUCUGCAAUAAAAAAAACAAUGCAAUACAUCACGUGGACAGCAGGUUAUCAGGGGUCAGAGCGGAGAGGCGCAGAAGACGGCUCCCUCUGCUGGUGGAAGCGCGUCACUGCAGUCGAUUUCUGAAGGCACUUUUUAUUGGAGCUUUGUGAGUGCUUUAUGUCUGUCCCGAGCACAGCCACACCAAGCAUUUUUAAAACAACUUUGAUACCACUUUUCUGUGUAAUCAACUCCACUUCUGGUCAUGAAAACUGCUCAGCGCCAGCAGCAAUAACUCAACAGUAAUGAUCGAUGUAUUUGAAGUUUUGUGUUCUAUUGACUUGACUUAAGAAAACUCCAUUACCCACAAUGCUCUGUGCAGUUAGACAGAUAAAAAGUGCAAUUAUGAAUGAUAUUUGUUGUUCUGUUUUAGUCCCUGUAUGGUGUUUUUCAUGUCCAGGGUCAGCUCUGGGGUUAACUUGAUUUGUUUUUUUUGAAUAUUAUUUCUUCUUUUUGUGUCGUAUUUAUUUUGAAAAGAGUUUUAAAGAGAGUUUAUCAAUUUAAUAUCCCGUCAUGAGUGAUUUUAUGCAUUUUACACUUGCAUUGUUCAGGAAGAGUAGAGUUAUUCUAAGUUUUACAUCAGGGGUCUCCAACCUCUCUCUUCUGGUGAGCUACCUUUACAAAAAACAAAAUAAAUAUGUGAUAAAUAUAAGUAAAAAUAAUAAAAGAGUAAUAAGUAAGUAAAAUAAGAGUCUCAGCAAGCCUGUACAGUGAGAUGUCUAUAAACCACACACCAUUGUCUAGUUAUUAAUGCUCAAAUUAGACAAAAGUAUACAUUUACAGUUGUGAUACACAUAUUUAUCAAAUUUUUGUUAUCCAGCACAAUACAUAUACAUAUAAUUCAGAAUUUGUUGAGCUGCUUGGAAGUGGAUGGAACUACAGGCUGGAGACCCCUGUUUUAGUUAUUUGUAGCUAUAAUAAAGUUUAUGUUCAUUAAUAUAUUAACUUAUUUGAGUUAAUUUAACAGUGGUAUCGAAAUGUCACAAGACAGAUGCCACAUAAGAAGUUUAUUAAUGAAAAGGAGGAGAAAAGGAAAGAAAAACAUUCUAAAAUGUAUUUAAAACACCAUACAACAAUGCAAAAAACUGCAAAAUUUAAAAGUGCAUUGUGUAAGUUUUCUAGGGGAGGCUCGUUUUUGCGUCGUCAGUAUGGCAUUAAAGCUUUCUAUCUUAAUUGGGAUGAAGCCAGACUAUGUUACAGGUCAGAUCUGUGGAGAGGCGACCCCGCUAACAGUCAGAAUCCCUGUUUUAUUAGAUAUUUUUGAGCUAUAAAACCACUUGUAAUUGAAUAAAUGUAACUUAGAGCUGUUUAAUGUCAUACUGUGGAACAUUCCAGGCACAGAAACAAGCAGGUGGCAGACCGUCCACCAGUAAAGUUACACAAUGCAACUUUAAACAUAGUUAAAGUUAAAAGUAUUUUCAAACAGCAAACUCAUCAUAAAACGCAAGAAUAAAUACAAAAUUCUCUUAAUGGAAACCUUUACAAACUGUUAUUUUGACCCUUUUUUUUCCAACUUUUUUGUCUUUCUGAAUGUUGUUUUCUUUCACUCUUUGGUGUUGAACUUUGAAAAUUGUCAUUGUAGUUUGCCCUUGGAGGCCACCGUACAUUGAGUUUUGAAUGGUUCUACUCAAAGGAGCUGGCUCCUGCACCGGGGCACAGUCACAGUGCGGUCCUGAUGCUAACAUGCUAAUAUGCUAACAUGCUAGCUCUCUCUUUUGCCUCUUUGACUUCACGCCGUCCCAGCACACGAGCUUUUGUCAUCUCAUGUUUUAAAGCGUACGGAGAAGAAGAAGAAGAAGAAGUGUGACCUGCAGCUGUUUGUUUACUACUGACUGGACUGUUCACGGUCUUCAGAUCACUCCGCCACUUUGUCUGUGACCUUUUCUUUGGUAGUAACUGUAAAGAAUUUGGUAAAUAAAAAUGUACAUCUGUUUUUAAAUAAAAUCUUGAUGUGUUUUCAGUUUUCUCAUGUUUGAACAAAGUAUGUAGACUUAAAAGAACAACCAAAUAAAGUGGAGUUUCUUUUAGCGCUCGG